Messenger RNA from Sclerotinia borealis F-4128, 1308 nucleotides. The record is from the annotation of a GenBank genome assembly. Lineage: Eukaryota; Fungi; Ascomycota; Leotiomycetes; Helotiales; Sclerotiniaceae.
AUGUUGUCACAGAUUGUCACAUAUGUUUCCCUAGCAGCCUCGUUGGUGACCUUUGUUGAAGGUGGCGGGGGAAAGCAUUUUUACCGGCGACAGGAUGGUCCUGUUCCAACGGGCACCAUUUCUGAUUGCACUUAUUUUGUUGAUGCAGCAGUUGGAGAUACCUGUGCUUCAAUUACCAGGGACUGGGGAAUCACAGAAGCCCAAUUUCUUGCCUACAAUCCAUCAGUACAGUCUGACUGCUCCGGCUUGAUUGUUGGAGAUUCCUACUGUGUUGAAGAGAAUUAUGGCAACGGACCAGCUCCAUCGUCGACCGCUACGACUUUAACCACAAGCGCAACUGCGACUACUACUGCCGCACCUUCACCUACCCAGUCUGGACUUGUAUCAAAGUGUAAUGCUUUCUAUAAGGUUGUUUCGGGCGAUGAAUGUCAAGCAAUUGUGGAUAGCUAUGGAACCUUCACUCUCGCAGACUUUUACUCUUGGAAUCCAGCGGUUGGUACUAGCUGUAGAGGACUCCAAGCCGGAUAUUAUGUUUGUGUUGGAGUUCCCGGAUCCACAAGUACUCUUGCUUCCCCUACAGCAACCACGACUGCAACUUCUACAGGCCCAUCACCUACACAAACAGGCAUCAUCUCUACAUGCACAUCAUACUACCAAGCAGUAUCCGGCGACUCAUGCGAGGGUAUCGCCAAUAAGUAUGGCACCUUCACUGUAGCUCAAUUUGAAACCUGGAACCCAGCCGUUGGCUCAUUCUGCUCCUUAUUAAUCCAAGGAUACUAUUACUGCGUAGGUGUACCAGGAAUUCCUACCAGCGCAGUGAGUACCACAACAUCGACGACAACCACAACCACAGCGACAGGACCAACUCCAACACAAACCGGCAUUGUAUCAAACUGCAAUCAAUGGUACCAAGCAGUAGCCGGCGACUCAUGCGAGGGUAUCGCCAAUAAGUACGGCACAUUCACUGUUGCUACAUUCGAAAGCUGGAAUCCUGCUGUUGGAACAUCUUGUCGUUCAUUGCUCCUUGGCGACUACUACUGUGUCGGCACAACAACCUCCCCUACCACCAAGAUUUCGACAACCACAGCCGCUGCGACAUCAACCACGGCGUCAGGUCCACAGCCUGAACAAUCGGGCAUCGCUAGUAACUGUAAUAAAUAUUACCUUGUCGGCAGUGGCGAUAAUUGUGCAGCCAUCGAGACGAAUGCGGGCAUCACCCCGGCGAAUUUCCUCGCGUGGAAUAAGGCUAUCAAUUCUGCUUGCACGAACUUGUUGCUUGGGUACUAUGUUUGUAUUGGCGUGUCAUAG